GUUUUGUUUCGCCUUUAGCCGUGUAUUUUGGCCGUGCUGUUCGCCGUAGGAAAACAAAUAUGGCGUCUUCUAUGGACGUUCACGUCCGAAUUUGUGCUCAGGAAAUCAUUAAAUAUGACCUCGAAAUUAAAGCUCUCAUUCAGGACAUUAGGGACUGUCCUGGACCUCAGUCUUCUCACAGGGAACUCAACGCUCAGGUCAAAGAGAGGUUUAACAAACUCAGAGUCAGAAUACAGGAUCUGGAGCAGAUGGCCAGAGAGCAGGACAGAGAGACGGACAGACAGGACAUACAGGCAGAGACGGAGAGUCAGAGGAGACAGAUGAUGAGUAACCAGACAGCGUGGAGAAAAGCCAACCUGGCCUGUAAACUGGCCAUGGACAACGUGGAGAAGGACGAGCUGCUGUGUGGAGGAGAGAACCACACCGUCAGACACAGGAAGGCGACUAAAGAGAGCCUGGUGGAGACCAGCAGUAACAUCACGGAGAGUCUGAUGUCUGUCAGCAGGUUGAUGGCUGAGCAGGUGAAGCAGAGCGAGGACACCAUCGGCUCACUGGCCACCUCCUCCAGGACGGUGCAGGAAACCAACGAGGAGUUCAAAAGCAUGACAGGAACCAUUCACCUGGGGAGGAAACUCAUCCUGAAGUACAACCGACGGGAGCUGACGGACAAACUGCUCAUCUUUCUGGCGCUGGCUCUGUUCUUCGCCACAGUUCUCUACAUCCUGAAGAAACGCCUUUUCCCCUUCAUCUAA
Molecule: messenger RNA, 752 nt
Organism: Cynoglossus semilaevis (tongue sole)
Lineage: Eukaryota; Metazoa; Chordata; Actinopteri; Pleuronectiformes; Cynoglossidae
Gene: bnip1b
Product: BCL2 interacting protein 1b
Exons: 6
Coding region: 60-752 (230 amino acids)
Biological process (GO): retrograde vesicle-mediated transport, Golgi to endoplasmic reticulum
Cellular component (GO): endoplasmic reticulum; SNARE complex
Molecular function (GO): SNAP receptor activity
Source: RefSeq, a predicted model, not a curated record